Messenger RNA from Ctenocephalides felis (cat flea), 1284 nucleotides. Its product is annotated as erlin-2-like. The transcript has 7 exons. Lineage: Eukaryota; Metazoa; Arthropoda; Insecta; Siphonaptera; Pulicidae. Bases 319 to 1284 code for a protein of 321 amino acids. Gene Ontology annotation, molecular function: cholesterol binding; ubiquitin protein ligase binding. Gene Ontology annotation, cellular component: endoplasmic reticulum membrane; endoplasmic reticulum. The record is from RefSeq and is a predicted model, not a curated record. Gene Ontology annotation, biological process: SREBP signaling pathway.
UUGACAGCCGAAACGAGCGAUUGUAUAUUGGCUAAUCUCUAAUGCUCUAAUGGAUUAAGUUUAACCUGAUCUACCCGAAACUCGCAGUUAGAGAAUGCGUAUUUAUUUUAUUUCGUUAUUAUUUUUAUUUAGUAUUUAAAAUUAACUGAAAUAGAUUGCAUAAUGUGAAAAAAUAUACAUGUCUUCAUCAUGCAGAAUUAUGAAUGAUAUCAACGUGAUAUUAUAGAUCUCAGCAUUACAUUAUAAUUACGAGCAAGCACCGCAAAAGCAGAACAAAACAAUAGCAGAAGGAAAUGUUAUAAUAUCAUAAUAACAAUUAUGUCUGAUCAAGUUACUGUUCCAUUAUUUAUAGUUUUAGUUACAAUAGUCUGUGUUAAUUAUUCUUUGCAUAAGGUGGAAGAAGGACAUGUUGGUGUUUACUUCAGGGGUGGUGCAUUAUUGCAACAAAUUAGCAGCCCAGGUUUUCAUUUGAUGUUACCUUUUCUAACAUCGUAUAAGUCUGUGCAGGUAACAAUACAGACUGAUGAAGUGAAAAAUGUGGCAUGUGGCACAAGUGGUGGUGUAAUAAUUUACUUUGACCGAAUAGAAGUUGUUAAUAUACUUAAUUCUAACAGCGUUUAUGAUAUUGUUAGAAAUUAUACUGUUGACUAUGAUAAAGUUCUUAUUUUUGACAAAGUUCAUCAUGAGCUCAAUAAAUUCUGCAGUGUUCAUACUUUACAUGAAGUUUAUAUUGAUUAUUUUGAUCAGAUCGAUGGGAACCUAAAAAGAGCUUUGCAAAAGGAUUUAAAUGAAAUGGCCUCUGGUUUAAUUAUACAAGGAGUGCGUGUUACUAAACCUAAGAUACCUGAAACUAUUCGAAAGAAUUAUGAAAUGAUGGAAGGAGAAAAAACUAAGCUUCUCAUUUCGAUACAACAUCAAAAGGUAGUGGAAAAAGAAGCUGAAACAGAACGAAUGCGAUCUAUAAUUGAGGCUAAAAAACAAGCAGAAGUUGCUAAGAUUGUCAAUGAACAAAAAAUAUUGGAGGCCGAAUCAUUGCAGCGCAUUGAACUGAUUGAAAAUGAAAUAAAACAAGCACGAGAAAAAACUCGUGUUGAUUCUGAGUUUUAUGAAUCAUCUAGAAAAGCAGAAGCAAACAAAAUUCUUCUCACUAAAGAAUAUUUAGAGUUAAAACGAUAUGAAAGUUUAUUAUCAAGCAAUAGUAAAGUGUACUUGGGUGAUGGAUUGCUAAAUAAAAUGUUUGUGGUCAACAUUGAUGAAGAUAAAAAUCAGUGUAUAAAUGUAUAA